GAACCACGCACGUACUUCAGUUUCACAAUGGCGUCAAUGGUAACACGCAGUUCAAAGCGGAAACGUGGCGACGAAACGCAAAGCGACGACGAAGCCAUAGAGCUACUUCCAAAGCCACACCAAGAUAUAAGUGGUGCAGCAAAGUAUGUCCAGCAACUGAAAACGCCACCGAAAGCGGAAGAUGGCGAUGACAACGGCGAAGAAAUGGGGGAAGGAAAGGUUAAAGAACUAAACAAGGUUUUUAACGACUGCAUCCAUGGACACAUUGAAAUUCACCCUUUAUGUGUAAAGAUCAUAAACACUCCACAAUUCCAGCGCCUUAGAGACAUAAAGCAAUUAGGAGGAUGCUAUUAUGUAUUCCCAGGAGCUUCACAUAACAGAUUUGAACAUUCCAUUGGAACUUGCUACCUGGCCGGAAAACUUGUGGAGGGUUUGUGCAAACAUCAACCAAACCCGAAAAUCACACCUGAGGACGUACUCUGUGUGAAGAUUGCUGGGCUGUGUCAUGAUCUAGGUCAUGGACCAUUCUCACAUAUGUUUGAUGGAUUAUUUAUACCAGAAGCCAGACCUCGAGAUGAUAAAAAAUGGAAGCAUGAGAAUGGUUCUCUUAGCAUGUUUGAGCACAUGAUGAAGGCUAAUCGAUUGACUGACGAGUUUCGAAAACAUGGUCUGCAUGAUGUCGAUGAGGUAUUCAUUAAAGAACUAAUCAUUGGUGAACCGCUGGGGGAACCUACCUCGGAGGAAUGGCGAUUUAAAGGGAGAGGAAAAGAAAAAAGUUUCUUAUAUGAGAUUGUUGCCAACAAACGAACAGGCAUUGACGUUGACAAAUUCGAUUAUUUUGCACGAGACUGUCAUGGCUUAGGAAUCAAGAACAGUUUUGAUCAUGAGCGUUACAUGAAGUCUGCAAAAGUGAUACAAUGUGAAGGCGAAAAACAAAUUUGCGUCCGUGACAAAGAAGAUAAUAACCUCUAUGAGAUGUUUCACACCCGCGACAGUUUGCAUCGACGAGCUUACCAACAUAAAACGAAGAAUAUAAUUGAAAUAAUGAUCAAGGAGGCUCUUCUCAAGGCCGAUAGACAUGUACUUUUCAAAGGAAAAAAAAAGAAGUUUCCCAUUUCUAAAUGUAUUGAUGACAUGGAAGCGUAUAUAAAACUCACUGACAAUGUGUUUUACAAAAUACUUAACUCUAGCGAGCCUAAGCUGGAAGAGGCUCGUGAUAUUUUACGCAGAGUACAGUGCCGGGACCUUCACAGAUUCAUCGGAAAAAUCACUGUCAAGCCAGAAGAAAAUGAGAAGAUUUCAGAAAUCGAGGAAAGGAUGAAAAAGAAUGUGGAAAAGGAGGGCCUUCAACCCGAGGAUUUUGUGUUUGACGUGGUCAAGUUUAACUAUGGGAUGGGGGCAGAAAAUCCUAUGGACAAGGUGCGGUUUUACAGCAAAAAGAAACCAAAUGAAGCCUUUCCGUUAAGAAAGGAUCAGAUUAGCUACAUGCUUCCUGAGAAGUUUCAAGAACGCCAUAUCCGGGUAUAUUUUCGCAAGAAUGACAUUGAACUCCGAAAGAAGGCAGAGAGAUGGUUUGACCAAUGGCAGAAGAAGUAUAACGAAAAGGGAGGGGAUGCUCAGGGGGAACAGAUUCCCGUGAUUUCCCCGCAGGAGGGUGACUCAAACGCCUCGGAGGCGGGUGCCUCGAACGCCUUGCAGGAGAGUGAAAGAGGAAAAAAGGCGAAGAGAAGGAUCUCUUUUAAGGAAAGCAAAGAGAAUUUGACUUGAACACUUACAUGUUGGUGGAAGGUCCCUUAACAUUGAUCAAUAUUUGCUGAAGAAUUGCCUAUAUAACAGAUCACAAAGUAACUUAAAAUUUCGUUUUCUUUUUUUCUUAACUAAAGAAGAUGUCAGUCGAAAAAUCUACCAAUUGUUUGUGGCUGCUCUUAGUCAUCUGGGCCUCCAACUCCUCACCUUGCCCCUGUUCGUUUUGAAACGCCUUUUUUAUACUCUAUUCUUUCGUUUGAUUGUGUACACUUUGCUUAAUGAUUAUUCGAAUCACAUUUUUUGGUAUCCGUAACAAUUACAUAAUAAUCAUUGUUACGUAAGUUAAGUCGUGUCACGCGUUUGAUAAAUAAGUGUCCUGAUUAUGUCAAGUUAGUUGCUAUUUGCUGUCAAGAGAGUGCUAUCGUUCUAGGCUACAAGAUAUUUUCUGCUAUCCAAACUACCAUUUAGGAGCUUCACCAAAGUAAGUCAUGUCCUUUUCUGUGUAUGUUUCACAUGAUUUAAUAGUUACUUUGCUUUAUUGUUUUUAUCGGUUUCAUUUGUUAAGGGAUUUCGCAAAGUUUGUUAUACGAUAGAAUAAUAGAUCAUACAACAGAUUUGAUAUUGCCUUUUAGUUCGAACCACACUUAAUUAUCACAACCGCUAUCACUGCUAUAUCGCUACUACUCUAAUAAACUUUUUCUGUGGAUCAA
Molecule: messenger RNA, 2456 nt
Organism: Stylophora pistillata
Lineage: Eukaryota; Metazoa; Cnidaria; Anthozoa; Scleractinia; Pocilloporidae
Product: deoxynucleoside triphosphate triphosphohydrolase SAMHD1-like
Source: RefSeq, a predicted model, not a curated record